This is a messenger RNA of Octodon degus (degu), 2250 nucleotides long. It is a transcript of the gene Rmdn1, whose product is annotated as regulator of microtubule dynamics 1. Gene Ontology annotation, cellular component: cytoplasm; mitotic spindle pole; spindle microtubule. The transcript has 10 exons. Lineage: Eukaryota; Metazoa; Chordata; Mammalia; Rodentia; Octodontidae. The record is from RefSeq and is a predicted model, not a curated record. The coding region runs from base 108 to 1037 and encodes 309 amino acids. Gene Ontology annotation, molecular function: microtubule binding.
AGCGCUUCCGGGAGGAGGCUGUUCUCUUGAGAUUGACGUCGGUUUUCACUCUUCGCAGCUGCGUAGCCGCCUCACGGCCCGGAAGGUCAGGCGCGCGAGCGUGGGUCAUGGCGCUGGCCUCGCGACUGUGGCGCUUUCUUCGCGUGGGACGCGGGGCUCCGGGGCCUCGGUUCCCCUCGGGGACUCCGGGCAGCCGCGGGCAGUGCGGCCUCCGGCCUUUCCGCCGCUCCGAGGUGAUAGGAAACGCAAGAACUUUCAAAAGUGGCCUGUUAUUCUCAGCCUUGUCUUAUUUGGGUUUUGAAACUUACCACAUCAUUUCUCAGGCUGCUGUAGUUCAUGCCACAGCUAAAGUUGAAGAGAUUCUUGAGCAAGCAGACUACCUGUAUGAAAGUGGAGAAACAGAAAAACUUUAUCAGUUGCUAACUCAAUACAAGGAAAGUAAAGAUGCAGAGUUACUGUGGCGUUUGGCACGGGCAUUACGUGAUAGAGCUCAGCUUAGCAGGACUUCAGAAGAGGAGAAGAAACUUCUUGUGUACGAAGCCCUUGAAUAUGCAAAAAGGGCACUGGAAAAAGAUGAGUCCAGCUUUGCUGCCCAUAAGUGGUAUGCAAUCUGCAUUAGUGAUGUUGGCGAUUAUGAAGGUAUCAAGGUUAAAAUUGCAAAUGCCUACAUUAUCAAGGAGCAUUUUGAGAAAGCAAUUGAACUGAACCCUAAAGAUGCUACCUCAAUUCACCUUAUGGGUAUUUGGUGUUAUACAUUCGCUGAAAUGCCUUGGUACCAAAGAAGAAUUGCUAAAAUGUUGUUUGCAACUCCUCCUAGUUCCACCUAUGAGGAGGCCUUGGGCUACUUUCACAGAGCAGAACAAGUGGAUCCAAACUUCUACAGCAAAAACUUGCUGCUUUUAGGAAAGACAUACUUGAAGCUAAACAACAAGAAGCUUGCUUCUCUAUGGCUAAUGAAAGCCAAGGACUAUCCGGCACACACAGAAGAAGAUAAACAGAUUCAGACAGAAGCAGCUCAGUUGCUCACAGGUUUGUGACAAGAACUGAAAACUUUUCAGAGAAGAAACUGAAAUACCCAACAAACUGCUUUUCUGUUGAAUUACAUAUAAUUAACCUUAAGUCUGUUCUGUGGCUUUUUCCUCAGUUCUUUUAAUGUUAUGACCAUUAAAUUGACUAAAUAUUCAGAACUGAGAAGUCUUGUUUUCCUCACAAAGAAAGUGGCAAGAGAAUGCUGUAUUGUCCUAACUGUGGUAUCCUAUAAAGAUUCCCAUGGCUCAGGCACAAAUAUUAUUUUGCAUCUGGGACACCAACACAAAAUAGAAUGAAAUUUUGAAGUACUGAUCAGAUUAGGAGACGAUAUCAAGAAAUGAAAGUGAUAUGAAAAAAGAAACAGAGCUUGUGAGAGUGCAUUUUUAAGCUAGAUUUGAUACAGAGUUGAGAUCUUGCAGAGAAGGUGCAGUGAAAGGUGACAAGGACGUUCAGGGGUUCUUGGUAUAAAGUGAUGUGUCUUGGGCCAGGCUGCAUGAGGAGAGAACUCAAGUCAGGGGAGGGCUGGAAGUGGAGUGGCUUCUUUGUAAGUGUGGUAUAGUCUCACAAGUGCACAGAAUUGCUCACCAAAUAGUCCAAAUUGUAUUUCAUACUGAGAUGAAUGAAACAGAAUUUAAGGGUAAAAUGGAAAUUAAGAUAAUUUAAGGUCAGUGUUACUUUUUGUAGCAUUGUGGCUGGGUACAACCACUAAAAUUUUAAGCCUUGUAAAAAGGAACCUCUUGCAUGCCACUUAGAUCCAUCUGAGACUGUGUGUAGGUCAGUUUUUCUUCAUUUCUGUAUUUUGUGGUGGAUGGGACUGAACCCAGGGCUUGUGCAUGCUAACCAUGUUCACCACCAGUGUAAUAAAGCUACAUCCUCAGCUACAUGGGCACAUUCUUUCCACAAAGGAUUUAAGAAUCAUAAUGCUACAAUGGUAUGUGCUCUUUCUGUCAUAUUAAGUCUUCAGGCAUUAAAAAUGAGCGUUCUAUAUACCCUUCUGAGAUUCAGCAAUAGUGUGCACUAUUUAUCUCUAUAUUUGUUUUUAAAUCUUUCAAUUUAAUUGCAGAUUAUGUUACCAUGUAUCCUCUGUCCUGAGGGUAUCUUCCAAAAAACAAACACAUUGUCACAACUAUAAAAUAGCAUCUAUUAACACCAUAUUCAAACUCCCUCAAAUGUCCUACAAUCAUAGAUCAUACAUUGCAUUUGCUGCCUGGUUAACUUUUU